UAAUAAACAAAAUUGGGAAUUUGGUGAGAAAAUAAAAAAAUUGGGAUCUUUUCAUCUUCUCAUAGACUCAUAGUGACUGAUACACUUCUGAAACGAAGAUGGCUUCGUCCACAUCUAAAACCCUAAUGGAUUUUUUUCAACCUGCCAACAAACGUCUCGUCGGUUUGGGUUCUGAAGCAAACUCGCCGCCUCGUUUAACCGUUGCAAGUUCCGCCGCCGAUGACUCAUCUGGAUUUACACCUGAACAGGUCGCUCGCGCCGAGUUCAACAAGUUCGUCGCCAAAUCCAAGCGUAACCUCGCCGUCUGCUCCGAGAAGGUCACAAAAGCGAAAGCUGAAGGAAGAUGCUAUGUGCCGUUGAGUGAGCUUUUAGUGGAAGAAUCAUGGCUUAAAGCUCUUCCUGGUGAAUUGCAUAAACCUUACGCCAAAACCCUUUCUGAUAUCCUCGAACGUGAGAUCAAUGCUGACGGUAAAAGCCCUCCGAUUUAUCCACCGCAGCAUUUGGUUUUCAAUGCCCUUAAUACAACUUCUUUUGAUCGAGUCAAGGUUGUUAUUAUUGGACAGGAUCCUUACCAUGGACCUGGUCAAGCUAUGGGUUUGUCUUUCUCUGUGCCUGAAGGAGAAAAGCUUCCUUCUAGUCUUUUGAACAUAUUUAAGGAGCUUCAGAAAGAUGUUGGCUGUUCCAUCCCACGUCAUGGUAAUCUACAGAAAUGGGCUGUGCAGGGUGUGUUGCUGCUGAAUGCCGUUCUUACAGUAAGGAGUAAACAGCCUAAUUCACAUGCAAAGAAAGGGUGGGAACAAUUCACUGAUGCCGUUAUUCAAAGCAUCUCACAGCAGAAGGAAGGUGUUGUUUUUCUCCUCUGGGGGAGAUACGCUCAAGAGAAAUCCAAGUUGAUAGAUGCGACUAAGCAUCAUAUACUCACAGCAGCUCAUCCAUCUGGUUUGUCGGCACAUAGAGGCUUCUUCGACUGCAGGCAUUUCUCUCGCGCAAACCACAUAUUUGAGCAAAUGGGGAUUCCUCCCAUUGACUGGCAACUUUAACAUCUUAACCUUAGGCUUAAUGCCAAGACGAAGUGUAAUAUUUCUCGGGAAGCCUAGCAUUUUUUGCAGUUCUUUUUUUUUGUGAAGAGAGCUUCAAGUUCUUAACAGUUCUAAUGCCUUUUUUUUUUUUUGUGGAUUAUGUUAUCACGGAACCCUAGCAUAGGCUGUUGAAGUAGUUGUAUCUGAGUAUGGCUCAGUAAUGGCACACUGUCUUCAUUUUGUAGCUUUAAAGAAUGGUUUUAACUGUGUA
This is a messenger RNA of Camelina sativa (false flax), 1290 nucleotides long. Its product is annotated as uracil-DNA glycosylase, mitochondrial. Gene Ontology annotation, biological process: base-excision repair; base-excision repair, AP site formation via deaminated base removal. Gene Ontology annotation, molecular function: uracil DNA N-glycosylase activity. NCBI's taxonomy places the organism in Eukaryota, Viridiplantae, Streptophyta, Magnoliopsida, Brassicales, Brassicaceae. The record is from RefSeq and is a predicted model, not a curated record.